AUGGCGUCCGAGCCAGCAGCAGAUACACUGCCAGAUCAGAUCAGCCCUCAUUAUGUGGUUUUCAUUGGCGUUGGGGCAAUGAUGACAUUCCUGUCUACCGCGUCGGUGGCUAUCCGGUUUGUUUCUCGAGUCCUCACCAUUUCCGUGAAGUGGGAUGACUGGGCAUGCCUGGGAGCACUGGUCUUUGCCUACGGCUUCAUGAUUACGACGGUUGUGGUCGCAAUAGUUGGACGAGCUGGGUACCACAUAGCCCAAUAUGACGCCCACACACUGGAAAAGUAUCUCCAGAUUGCUCUUGCAAACAACAUACUGUACAACAACAGUGUUUCGCUGGCAAAAGUAUCAAUCCUUCUCUUCUACAGACGCAUAUUCGCCGUGUCACGUCUGUUUACCAUCGUAUUCUGGGCCUUGGGUGCUCUUAUUGCCGGAUAUUGGUUCUCAGCAGUUGGCGGCCUCAUUUUCUCCACCAACCCGAUCGACGCACAGUGGAAGGCGUGGAUUCCACACACGAAUAUUAAGGACAAGACGUUUUGGAUUGCCAUGGGUAUUGCUAAUAUCCUGCUUGACUUUACUCUGCUGUGUAUACCGCAGCCUUUUGUCUGGAGAUUGCAUCAGACGAGGCAACGUAAACUCCUCCUUUCUUUGGUCUUUUGUUUAGGUGGAUUUGUUUGUGUUACGAGUAUAGUGCGUCUAUAUUACCUAGCGACAGUCAGCAUGGACGACCUGACCUGUACGCUCACGACACCUGGGAUUUGGACCCUGGUCGAGACAAACAUGACCAUUAUCUGCGCUUGUCUACCGACAAUUCCUGGCCUGGUGCAGUAUUUGAAGCGCUGCUCCGACACCAACGGCAGCAGCAAAAGAUCCAAUGCCUAUCUUGUCCCGUCAGCGAAAAAGUUCCUUUUUGAUUACGGUCGUUUCAACAGGUCUCCCAAGUCGUCUUCGACUCAGGGUCUAUACACCGAUAUUGAGGCCGGGUGUCCUAGUGAAAACUUCCAGUUGGGAGAUGUUCGGUCUGUACAUGUGCAGACUGACCUGCAGGUGAAGUGGGAUAAUCGGUCAGGUCCUUGA
Messenger RNA from Aspergillus sclerotioniger CBS 115572, 1071 nucleotides. RefSeq lists its product as uncharacterized. Lineage: Eukaryota; Fungi; Ascomycota; Eurotiomycetes; Eurotiales; Aspergillaceae. The coding region runs from base 1 to 1071 and encodes 356 amino acids. The transcript is spliced from 4 exons. The record is from RefSeq and is a predicted model, not a curated record.